CCGAUUGUGUUGUGGGUAAUUUCGCCUGUUUACCUUUCAAUUACGGGGUUACAUUUUCACACGUCUACCUUAAUUUAUGGGUCACCCAAACGCGCGAAAGGACUCUUCACUUCACAAUUUGUAAUACACAGUAAGGAAAUACGAAGGUGGCGUUUGCUCUCCUUUACGAUUGCGAUCGAGUUUAAUUAAUGGCCAAAAGGUUUCAGCAUUCAUCUGUCACCUCUGUUGAGGAGGCUAAGGAGGAUCGGAUCAGUCACCUCCCAGAAGAGAUUCUUACUUCCAUUCUUUCCUUCUUGACGACUGAAGAAGCGUCAAGAACCAGUGUCCUCUCUCGCAGGUGGAGAAUUCUGUGGACAUUAACCUCUUCUUUAAACUUUGACUGCACAAAGAUAGCCUUGGGCAAAAAAUUGGAUGAUAGGUUCGCAUUGAGAAGCGAAAGGACCAGGUUUGCGAUGUGGGUGAAACGAGUACUGGAGGUAUACAAAGAUUCAAAUUUAGAUGAGUUCAUAGUUUCUUUUGACUUGACUUGCAACAGCCGUCGCAGUCUCGAUAAAUGGAUGAACUUUGCAAUGUCAAAGACACUUAAAAGGCUUGAGAUUUCCUUGGCACCAUUUUCAUCAAGAAAAUUUAGAUUUCAUGAUGAGUGCUAUUCUUUCCCAGUUGAUUGUUAUAGUUUCAUCAGAGGGCCUGAAGGUUUAUCCAACAUCAGUUCCCUAAGAUCUCUUUGUCUUAGGUAUGUGAAUAUGACCGGAGAAGUAGUUGAACAUUUCUUGUUAAAUUGUCCACUGCUUGAACAAUUGACUGUGGCUGUUGCAUACCGUUUGGAAAGUCUAAAAGUUCCUGCUUCAUCACUCCGCUUGAAGUACCUUGAAAUAUUUGACUGUUAUCAUUUAAAAAAUUUCGAGAUUUGUGCCCCAAAUCUAGUCACAAUAUUGUAUAAUCAAGGAGGACGGUAUAAUGGACGAAGAAUGAAAUUACAAGCUGUGCAUCUUCCUCAUCUGCUUGACUUGCAUCUUGGAGGUCCAGAACUUUCCAUUACUGAAGAUUUUUUUGGUGCUUGUUCAAGCAGUUUUUCCCAACUGAUGACUCUUAAAAUAGUAGUCACGGAAGUGCGGAUGCAAGAGUGUCAGGUACGUUUGAAGUUCCCAAAAUUCCCCGAAUUAACUAAUCUCAGGCACUUAGGCUUCAAAACUGAGUAUGAUAUUUGUAGCAUUCUUGCUGUGCGUCUGCUGAUAAAAUCAUCACCGCUCUUGAACAAAUUUACCCUGGAAUUAGCUGAUGGUAGCAGAUGUCAGAUAAAAAGAAGAGUAAGGACAGGUAUCAACUGUCCUCACCAAAACCUCAAGGUAGUGGAAAUAGUUGGAUUUAUUGGCGGAGCUGUUGAGUAUGAAUUUAUCAUGUUUUUCCUUGACAAUGCCUCUGCUUUGGAGAAGAUUAUUCUUCGUCCUCGUGAUCCGUUUUCUCCAUCCGAAGCUGAGAACAAGAUGCUAAGAAGGGCAAGAGAGCAUGCAGAAAAGUUCAAAACAAGAUUCUCUCCGAGAGUAGAAGUAGUUAUCAUGACAGACAGCAGAGAAAUAUUUAUAUAUGGUGAAAACUGUACUGAAAAGUCUGAAAGUGAGGGAUCGAAAGACAUUAUUUAAAUCAACGGGUACCAUAUCAUGUGGGCGGUGACGACAAAGACCAUACGGGUAAGCAAGUCCUUAUUGUCUAAGUCAGGAAUCCUGAAGGUGAGAAAUUGCAAUUGCUUCUGCAUAUUUAGGACCCAACAGCUUGCACACAGGGUAGAAUCUUGCCCAGUUCUCACGUCUGCACAGGGGUCCAUCUCUACCUCAAUAAAAACUAUAAUACUUUUUGUGUUAAUUUGCAUGUGCGUCACGUGACGACGACAAAAGGGAAGACAAGUGUAAGUUUCAUGAAUGAAGCUAGCCCAUUGCAUUACUGGUUGACACUGAGAUUCCAGUACAUCAUCAGUACGCAUUAGAAGCUGAUUAAAGAAAAAAAAGUCUUCUUCUUAAAUUAUUUUUCAAAGAUAAAAUAAUUGCCAUUGAGAGAAAAAUUAAAUUUGUUAUCUAACGAAUUAGAAUACAGAAUUACAUUUCAUCUUUUCUUUGAAGAAUGCAAAUAUUUCAUAUAAGGGGAUGAAUAAUAUGUCUUCAUAAAGGAAAUUAAUGAUAAUAAUUACAUAUAACAAAAAUUUGAAUCUCUCUUAAUAAUCAUCAAUUUGCAUUUGCUGAUCUUGUAAGCUGAGGAAUCGACAUAAGGAAGACAAGAGAAGGAGGGCAACUGUAGUGCAAAGGGCUGGCAACGGCUCUAAAUCUAUAAAAAAAAUUAAAGCUUAGAAUUGUUGAGAGGAAUUAAUUUAAGUUUACUUGCACAAACAAACUUAAUUACAUUAAUAUUAUGUUUUUACAUGUUGAUCUUCUCAAUCAAGUUUAUCCUUGAGAGGAGUUUUGUCCAUACAUAUUAAUAUUAUGGCCAGAAAACACAUAUAUAAAGAAAGCCAAGGGAAAAUGGGGGACCGAUAAUUUGCUUGAAUGGGGAGUCGUUUUCUUUUGUGUGUGUGUGAAAAGUAGAACGUGCAUGGGGUGUCUUGAUGGUUAUGUGUAUCAGACUAUGAGUUAUAUGAAUGUGUGGUGUUUAGUGUUUGUACUUUGUAUAGAGAGGUUAAUAAAGGAUGUAGAGGGGAUGUAUGUGCGGCUAUGGCCUACGGUUGCAGUGCCACAAAUGAUUGGGUUUGCGAAUUGUAAACUUCUAUAUAGCUAUACCUAUUUCUGUCUAUGUGCUCAAGUGAAUAAUUAAAAGAGAGGAGUUCCUCUGGGGAUUUCAAUUUCAAGUGUUUCAAUCAAAUGUUCCCCACCACGUGAUUAAGAUAAAAGGGGAGAAAGACAACAGACAAACUAGAAUUAUGGGACAAAGUGCUAUCAGACAAGCAAGAUCCACCAAUAGCCAGUAAUAUAUAUAUAUAUAUAUAUAAGUAACUAAUAUGUUUUUCUUUUUUCCCAAUCUCAAUCAAUACUUUACUGUCUGCCUGCCUCGACUUAAUUUCCAUACCAUGGAUUCCCUUUACAUGAAUGAAUGUGAUGUUAUCUCUGUUUUACAGCUCGUCUCUCUGUAUUAUCUAUAAGUUUCUAGAUAUGGUGCGUUCUUGGGUCUUUUUACAUAGCAUUAGAAAGAAAUUAAAACCAAAAAGAAAUGGUUAGUUUGACACAGAAGAAGAAAGAAUAUGGAAAUAACUCCAUUCACUAUAUACUUGAUUUAUCAUCUCACUCGAAAAAAACAACAUUGCUGGCAUCUUUUUCUUGUGUACCCUACUCUAACUAACUAAAUUAUAUUUAUACAUGUGAAGGAUCAUAAUUUUCUCUCCUCUACGUACAGGUACAGGUAUAGCAAAUAAAAUUUGUUAUUGAUUUUUUGAAACAUAACUGCCUGAUGACGAUGAGUAAGCAAGUGAACAAUGAGAAGAUCCCCCUUGAAGCAUUAGCAACUGAGCUGGGGUCACAGAGGAUGAUGAAUACGACGCCGGAGUUUCUGUAGUUUUGGUAGAUUUUGUGGUCGGCUUUUGGGCCUCACUUCCUGUAGCAGGCUCGUGUCGAAUUUCUCUCAGUAACGCAGCCACGUCCUUCAUUGUGGGGCGAUCCUCUGCUCGAUUGCUGGUGCAAAGUAGAGAGAUGCCAAGCGCUUGUAGCAUUUCUUGUAUUUGUGUAUCUGGAUGGCCUUGUAGUUUUGGAUCAAGUAUCUCUACUGGGUCCUUAUUGCUCUUUAGCUGCUCUCUUACCCAUUGUAUUACAUGUUGCCCAUCGGCAAACGAUGGAUCCACUGGCUGCUUUCCUGUUAUGAUCUCUAAAAGAACCACUCCGUAGCUAUAAACAUCACUCUUCUCUGUAA
Messenger RNA from Ricinus communis (castor bean), 3885 nucleotides. Its product is annotated as putative F-box/LRR-repeat protein At5g02700. The record is from RefSeq and is a predicted model, not a curated record. The transcript has 6 exons. Bases 189 to 1640 code for a protein of 483 amino acids. Lineage: Eukaryota; Viridiplantae; Streptophyta; Magnoliopsida; Malpighiales; Euphorbiaceae. Gene Ontology annotation, molecular function: protein binding.